Molecule: messenger RNA, 2040 nt
Organism: Diaporthe batatas
Lineage: Eukaryota; Fungi; Ascomycota; Sordariomycetes; Diaporthales; Diaporthaceae
Exons: 3
Coding region: 1-2040 (679 amino acids)
Molecular function (GO): protein binding
Source: RefSeq, a predicted model, not a curated record
AUGGCGGACGACUCUGCCGACCAGGGCUCGGAAGACUCGUACUCCCAGGAAUACACGCCUCGACCCGGGCCCUGCGCGAUCCCCGCUGCCGAGCUCCAGCAUACACCAAUAUGUCAGCUGAAGCUCAAUUCCCACAAUCCUGGAAAGCGAACGGCCGUUCACGUCACUCGCCCUGCGACGCGCUGCAACGAUGUACUGACAGCUUCUGUGGACGAUGAGCGGUGGGAUCGGGCCCGUGUCUGCCUGGAGGCAUUCUGCCAGCCGUCAGAGGAGGUUGUACCUGCGGAGCAAGUCCUUCGGCGUGACAGCUGGUACCUGAUCAAGGAACCGUGGGCAUUGAGCGGUUCAGAUGGUAUACCUAAAAUACUUGUUGGCCACCCUGGCGACAUCUCCUGGCUCCCAGAUGACCAUGAGCUCAUGCCUGAUGCAUUACGAAACAUGGACUGGAAAGCCUCGCUCCCAAAGAGUGGCGAGCUGCGGAGCAAAGGAAAUGAGGCUGUUGGCAAGGGUGCUUGGGCAGAGGCUGAACACCUGUAUUCCAAUGCCAUCCUUGUUGCUCAGACGGCUGAAGAGACAAGUUUGGCCUACCUCAACCGUUCUUUGGCCAACCUUCGAUUAGGACGAACGGCUGCCGCCCUCGCUGACGGGAUCAAGUCGAAUGAGACGGCGACCUCCGGGCCUACUGAGAGAGGGCUCUUCCGUGAGGCCGCCGCUUUGUACUACCUGGCCAAAUUUGAACAGUGCCUUGACAAGCUUCAGGAACUGACGACGUCGUUCUACGCCAAGGAUUCCGCGACCUCAAUGAUCGAUCGCGUGCGAAAGCGACUCGACGAGCAACAGACAGGCCAGUAUGACUUCAAGCACAUGUACAGACAGGCCAAGCUUACACCGCCUUUGAUUGACUGCGCCACCUACACCAUGCCAGUAGAGAUCAAGGAGUCGCCGGGGAAGGGUCGUGGGGUGUUCACCAAGAGGAAGGUCCUUGCUGGUGAGCUUCUCGUCUGCGAAAAGGCUUUUUGUUACGUCUGCAGGGAUCGCGAUGGCCGCGAACCCUUGACGGACGAGGACGCCGAUAAAGAACUAUUUACGCAGGUUGUGCAAAAGAUUUUCCACAACAUUGAAGACGCUCGGAUGUUUGCCGACCUUUAUAAUGGAGACAACGACAGUGUAGUGCCUACCGAUAAGGUCGAUGGCAAGCCUGUCAUCGACUCAUCGAUUGUUCGAACAGUCCUGGACCUCACGAAGUUCGUUACACCGAGGACCAGUCGGUCAGGCUUGGUCGAGUACAUCUCUGGAGGUCCGGGGGGUGUCGGGCUGGACAGCUCAGCCGUCGGAUUGUGGUCAUUCACCUCUCACGUCAACCAUUCCUGCAUCUACAACGCGUGCCCCUGCUACAUCGGCGACAUGCAAAUCCUUCGUGCUACGCAAGACCUCGAAGAAGGGACGGAAAUCUUGAUUUCAUACGAAUCUCCAGAGGCCUUUGAAGGAUAUGAUGACACGCAGGAGCGGCUGAGCAUUUGGGGAUUCGAGUGCAACUGUGCUCUCUGUCGCGACAGACAAGAGACGCCCAAGACGGUUGAUAUUAACCGUGAUUUAAUCCGGCAGCAAAUUUUACUCCUUCAUGCCACGCCUGCCGGACUAUUGAACCACGCCAGGGCCCGGCGCUUGCUUGAUGAAUUGGAUCAGACCUAUUCGCCCGCAGCAAGACAGCCUGGAGCUGUCAGAUUGGAGGUCGCACCUUUUCGCAUGUCCCAAGGCAAUGUGUUCGCAGCCUCGAAAAAGCUACGUGCAAUGGUCGACAUGUAUCUGGAAGCACUUGAAGCUUACGGUUUUGUGAUUUCUGCACGCCCACUCCGUGUCGUACAGUGGGGCUUGGUGCGGAUAGAUUGCUUCCAGGCGUUUCGAAACCUGUCUAUCGCAUACAAGUUGGUGGCGCCCGAAAAUGUGGGGGCAGCAAGAGGCUACAUGAGGCUCGCGUACACUAUGGUGGUGGGAGAGGGUGAGUCAAUGGACCAAAUUGUCAAAGACAAGCCAAAGUGA